AUGACUGAAGUUCAUGUAAAUCCAAAAGCCUGCCCCUUUAUGGUUGUCCACCUCACCAAGAAGCUACUAGACCUGGUUCAGCAGUCGUGUAAUUACAAGCAGCUUUGGAAAGGGGCCAAUGGAGCCACCAAGACCCUCAACUGGGGCAUCUCUGAGUUCACUGUGAUGGCAGCAGUCCCUGAGCCCCUGGACAUCAUCUUGCACCACCCGCUGCGGUUUGAAGACAAGAAAGUGCCUAAUGUGGUUGUGCGCUCCAAGUAGGCCCUGGGGCGGGCUGUCAUCACCUGUUCCAUCACCAUCAAAGAAGGGUCACAACUGAAGCUGCAGAUUCACUCCAUUCAGCAAUCCACUGAAAGGCUCUCAGUGUAA
Messenger RNA from Lepus europaeus (European hare), 369 nucleotides. Its product is annotated as NHP2-like protein 1. Gene Ontology annotation, molecular function: RNA binding. Lineage: Eukaryota; Metazoa; Chordata; Mammalia; Lagomorpha; Leporidae. Gene Ontology annotation, cellular component: small-subunit processome; nucleolus; precatalytic spliceosome. Gene Ontology annotation, biological process: maturation of SSU-rRNA; mRNA splicing, via spliceosome. The record is from RefSeq and is a predicted model, not a curated record.